Messenger RNA from Salvia splendens (bonfire salvia), 4934 nucleotides. RefSeq lists its product as uncharacterized. Bases 153 to 1958 code for a protein of 601 amino acids. The transcript is spliced from 2 exons. NCBI's taxonomy places the organism in Eukaryota, Viridiplantae, Streptophyta, Magnoliopsida, Lamiales, Lamiaceae. The record is from RefSeq and is a predicted model, not a curated record.
ACCGUGUGUUUGGAACCCUAGUUGCUGCUAGGGUUUGUGCCUAUUUCUGUUAUAAUUUGUGUGCUCUUGAAUCAGUAGAAUUGGAGUUCUAUCAAUUGGUGCUUCCAUUGAUCUCUCUUCUCCCGACCACGACCUUCACAUCGCCACCGCCUAUGGCUACGUCGGACACAAAAAGCGGCGACGCCACACCACCACCACCAAUCAACUACACCAACGAGGAGCUUGCCCAGAUGAUAUUUGAUACGAAUAGCCGUUACGCCGGUCAUGACAGGAAGUUGAUGUCGAUUCAGUUUGAUCUUGAAUCGUUUGCACACAGACAGGAUGCUUCAACUAAGAAGUUGAUGUCGAUUCAGUUUGAUCUUGAAUCGUUUGCACACAGACAGGAUGCUUCAACUAAGAAGUUGGAGAAUAGCCUUGCCCUUCUCAUCGAGGCAAGCCAGAAUCGUUGGAAAGAACCACCCGACCCCGCGGGUUUCAAUCUGGCCACUCGCGGCUGGCGACUUCCGCCUUCACUGACAACACUACAGCGAGGCGUCGAUCUGGAGCCUCUCCCACGAGUUAAACCAGAGGCACCCCGGUUUAAUGGAGAGAACGCGCCUGAUUGGAUCCGGAAAAUUCAGCGCUACUACAAUCACCACUACACACCGCUUCAAGAUCGCCUUUACCUGACAUCGUAUCUGUUCGACCAUCCGGCGUCAAGCUGGCUUACUUAUUGGGAGAACAAUUGCAAACACAAGACGUGGGACGAAUUCCUCAUGGCAGUUAAACAUAGUUUUGACCCGGAUUUGUAUGUUGAUUAUGUGGGUCGCCUUGCUGAGCUCCGCCAGACAUCUUCGGUGGAUGCUUACCAAACUGAAUUUGAGGAUGUCAUGCAGAAAACAACCGACGUGGGCUCUGACACCCUUAUUUCUUUAUUCAUUGCGGGGUUACAUGACUCUAUCAAACAAGAGCUGCUCAUAAAUCGGCCACCGUCGCUGGACGCCGCCUUCACCCUAGCACAAAGGCUGGCUGCUUGUCAAUCUCUACCGUCUGCAAUGACUGCUUCACCGCGACCGUCGUGGCAUAACCGCGACAACAGACCCAAGACUACACCGGCGCUGGUCGUCAACUACCCGCCAAAGACUGCCACGACCCCGCAACCGCGUCCGGAGCAGAAUACAUGGCCUAUUGGUCGCUUCAACAACAAACCGCGACCAAACUAUCCUGUCAUCCGUGUCUCUGCGGCUGAGCGCGCAGAGAAGACCCGUCGGGGUGAAUGUUGGUGGUGUCCGGAGCCAUAUUCUUUCGAGCACGUUUGCAGCAAGAAAUUUUAUGCACUCAUGGGAGCAGACGACGAAGACGACUGGAUUGAUGAUGAGAAUGGGAUACCAGAGGAUGACGGCGAGACUAUGGUUAUCACGGGCGACGUGUCUAGUAUUCAUGUCAUUAGUCCAAAAAUCCGUCCCCGCACCAUUCGUCUGACGGGCAGGAUUAAUGAUUCUGCGGUUUCUGUACUGAUUGAUGGCGGCAGUACCCACAAUUUCAUCCAACCCGCCGUCGCGGAACAUCUAAGUCUUCCUCUUCAUGAGAUUAAACAUUUUCGUGUUUUUGUGGGUAAUGGCGAAUCCCUUCGUUGCUCUCACGCUUGCUUGCACACUCCAAUUACAAUGCAGGGUUAUACGUUUGAGAUCGACCUUUUUAUCUUGCAAAUCAAUGGGCCGGACGUCAUACUCGGUGUGCAAUGGCUGCAGGAACUUGGUGAUGUCAACAAAAAUUAUCGCCAUUUGACGAUGAAAUUUGAUGCGGGAAACAGACCGAUAUUUCUUCAAGGCGAGGGAGCUGAACCGAGGCCUAUCUCAUAUAACAACUUGUUCUCCCUUGUCGGCCAGGAAUCAGAUUGUGAGCUCUUCGAACUGGUCUCGGUAUCCCCAGAACUAACUACUGCCGAACCAGCCUGCCCUGGCAUCGGUGUUAGCUAAGUUCCAGGUGGUGUUCUCCAUGUCGACGGGCCUUCUUCCGUCCUGCCGCUGGGAUCACAGGAUCCAUCUGCCGCAUAACUCCAAGCCGGUGAAUGUCCGCCCAUACCGCUAUCCGUACUUUCAAAAGACGGAAAUCGAGCGCCAGGUUCAGGAUAUGCUUUCUCAGGGUGUAAUUCAGCAUAGUACGAGCCCCUUUUCGUCACCUGUGUUAUUGGUCAGGAAGAAAAACGUCUCCUUUCGGUUUUGCGUCGACUAUAGAGCACUUAAUGCAGCCACAACACCCGAUCACUUUCCCAUUCCGACGACGGAUGAACUCUUUGAUGAAUUGAGUAGGGCCCGAAUUUUUUCUAAACUGGAUUUGCGUUCAGGAUAUCAUCAAAUCAGGAUGCACAGUGACGACGUGCACAAAACUGUUUUUCGCAUGCAUGAUGGACAUUUUGAGUUCCUGGUGAUGCCUUUCGGAUUGACAAACGCCCCAUCAACCUUUCAGGUAUUACAUACGCUCUCUGCCAACAGCUUUUAUGUGAAGCAAUCGAAAUGUUCCUUUGGUGUUGAUACGAUCGAUUAUUUGGGACAUAUCAUCUCCGCUGGUGAGCUACGGGCUGAUACCUCUAAGUUAGAGGCAAUGGCAUCUUGGCCCACUCCAUCCACAGUGAAGCAAUUGCGUGGAUUUUUAGGUUUGACCGGGUAUUACAGACGUUUUGUGAAGAAUUAUUCCAUUAUCCCAGCCCCCCUUACUGACUUGCUUAAGAAGAAAGCAUUCGCUUGGUCCCCGCUGACCGACGCCAAUUUUCUUGAGUUGAAAUCCGCGAUGAGUUCUGCCCCUGUGCUCCACCUCCCAGAUUUUGACUUACCGUUUGUCAUCGAGACGGAUGCCUCAGAUUUUGGAAUUGGAGCUGUCCUCCUACAGAAUGGGCAUCCUCUGGCAUAUUUCAGCAACAAAUUGGGGCCACACUGCCGAGUUUCCUCGACAUAUCACAAGGAACUCUACGCAAUUGUUGAGUCGGUACAGAAGUAGCGACAAUAUCUCCUCGGUAGGGAAUUUAUCAUUCGAAGUGACCAGCGCAGUUUGAAGGAAUUACUUUCGUAGGUUGUACAUACACCGGAUCAGCAAUUCUACAUUCGAAAGUUGAUGGGUUUUAAAUUCUCCAUCGAGUAUAAGUCUAGAGCGUCCAAUAGGGUGGCUGAUGCCCUAUCUCGCCAGAAUCCUGACGCUGACACAGAGAACGCGAAGCUGUUCCUCACCUUUGCUCGCCCGGUUCCCCUGGUUUUGGCCAUUAUUCAUCGUGAAAAUUCGACGCUACCAGAUCUAGUCGCCCUUCAUGAAGCUGUCGCAAACCGGCGAGCUCCAGCCCAUAUCUCCGUGACGGACGGGCUGUUGUAUUUCAAGAACAGGCUGUUGUUGAGCCGUGAUACUGCUGUUCGAAAUGAUAUUUUAGAAGAAUCCCAUGGUUCCAAAUCUGCAGGACACCCAGGUGAAAAGCGAACUUUCUCACGUGUUGCUUCUUCUUUCUUCUGGCCGGGUAUGCGCGCUGAUGUACGUCGCUUUGUGACUGCCUGCUCAGUUUGUCAGGCGACAAAAUAUAUAACGGAUAGACCGUCCGGCUUGAUUCAGCCACUCCCUAUUCCGGACUCGGUAUGGUCCGCAGCGUCAAUGGACUUUAUUGUGGGUUUGCCCAGUUCCCACGGAUACACUGCCAUUAUGGUCGUCGUCGACCGCCUCUCUAAGUAUGCUCAUUUCGGUCCCUUGCCCACGGGUUUCGAUGCUCCCACAGUUGCCCGCUUAUUCGUUAGCACUGUAGUGAAGCUGCACGGUUUCCCAGAUAAGCUCCUUACCGACAGGGACCCCAUAUUUGUGAGUGACUUCUGGAAAGAGCUUUUGACUAUGAGCGGAACGAAGCUCCAAUUCACUACAGCUUAUCAUCCACAAACGGAUGGCCAGUCGGAGGUGACGAACCGUACUUUGGAGCAGUAUUUACGUGCUUUCACGUUCGAGCAACCGAAGAAAUGGUAUGAUUAUCUUCCUUGGGCUGAAUUGGCUAUGAAUUGUAGCGUGAAUAUUAUCAUUGGGAUGUCACCUUUCAAAUCCUUAUAUGGACGUGAACCGCCUAACUUGUUCGCGUCGCCGGCCUUGCCUGCGAAGAAUGUAGCCGUGGUGGAGAGCUUGGGUGAGCGCACGGCUCUUUUGCGGACCUUGAAGUCGAACUUGCUGGCUGCACAACGAAAAAUGGCAGAGUAUGCUAAUAAACAUCACAAGCAUGUUGAGUUUAAUGUGGGUGAUGAUGUCCUGCUGCGCUUGCAGCCGUACCGCCAGGUUUCUGUGGGUAAACCAUUAUCUGCUAAAUUGGCAAGACGAUACUAUGGUCCAUUCAAGAUCAUUGAACGUAUUGGCGCGGUUGCCUACUGCCUACAACUUCCACUUGAGAGUAGGAUCCAUGAUGUCUUUCAUGUUUCUCUACUCAAGCCAUUUAUUCCUCCACUAACAUAUUCGGUACGUUCUCAGCUUCCACAGUCUUUCAACAAUCACCGCCCGGUCGAUGUUCCAGUUCGUGCGACUGAUGAGCGUGUGGUUCUGGUCCACGGGCUACCCCAGCAUCAAUGGUUAGUGCAUUGGUCCGAAAAUGCAGACAUGCCUUCUUGGGAGUCGAAGGAUGAUUUGUUACGCCACUUUCCGUCUCUUAGCCUUGAGGACAAGGCUGUGCCUAUGGAGGGGGGAGUUGAUAGGGGACUCAACGACGUUAUAAUCCAAGACGAGGGGAACACGCCGCACGGGCAGCCCGAACCUCCUGCAACAGCCAAUGUCGAGGCAUGCCGCAAGGACGAAAGAGGUGCAACAACCAAAGAAGGAUCGCCCCCAAGCCGCCUCGCUACCGUGACUUCACGUGACAUUAGAGAUAGCAGAUCUUUUAUUAUUUGUUGCCUUAUUUAAUUUCCCUAUUUUUGGAUAUUUUUGCUUAGAAUAUUAUUAUUAAAUCU